UCUUUUUUAGAAAAGCAAUUAAUUAUUUUGAAUUUUGUAGAUUUUUUUUUAUUUUUAUUUUUAAUUUUUCAUAUAUAUUGAAUUAAGUAGUAGUAAGCGAAUUCUAUGGCGGAUUUGGGUUGGUUAAAAGCAAGAAGUUAGGGUUUUUGAUUCUUCGGGUUUUCAGAUUCCUUUCAAGUCAAAGCAAAGCAAUCGCCUUUUCGUCCAUAUCUUUUUGACGACUUAAAAAAGUUCUUGCUGUGUUGUUUUACUCAGCCAUCUUGCCUGCGCUUGAUCAUCUAUUUUGUUCUUCUCUGCCUUUCAACUAAGGCAGAGUUUGAACUAAAACUGAGAUGGAUGUCGGUGCACUUCUAACUUCUGCUGGGAUUAAUGUAGCCAUAUGCGUUGUGCUUGUGUCGCUUUAUUCCAUUCUACGAAAGCAGCCAGCCAAUUAUUGUGUUUACUUUGGCCGAAUGCUCUCUAGCGGAAGAGUUAAACGUCAUGAUCCUCAUUGGUAUGAGAGGUUUGCGCCUUCUCCAAGUUGGCUCCUUAAAGCUUGGGAAACUACUGAGGACGAGAUGUUGGCUGCUGCUGGUCUCGAUGCUGUCGUUCUCAUCAGGAUGGUCAUUUGCAGCAUUCGUAUUUUCUCAAUCGUUGCAGUCGUUUGCAUUGCCUUCGUGCUACCUGUUAACUAUUAUGGACAAAAGUUGGAGCACAAGGAAGUCCAUUUGGAGUCAUUGGGAGUAUUCACAAUUGAGAACCUUCAUCAACGCUCACGAUGGCUGUGGGUUCAUUGUCUCUCAUUGUACAUCAUAUCCUCGGCAACUUGUGCUCUUCUUUACUUUGAGUAUAAAAAUAUAACCAAAAGGAGGCUUGCCCAUAUUGCUGAAUCUGCCUCUAAGCCAAGCCAUUUUACUGUUCUUAUUCGUGCUAUUCCUGAGUCUCCUGAGCAAUCCUACAGCGAGACAGUGAGCAAAUACUUCACAAACUACUAUGCACCAAGCUAUGUGUCGCACCUAAUGGUCUACCGUGAUGGGUUCAUCCAGAGGCUGAGGAAUGAAACGGAGAGGAUGUGUCAGGCCAUGAAACAUGUUUCUUCUGAUUUAAGUUGUAACCCGAGCUUGAAGUCAUNGUAUGAUCUGUCAAUUUAA
Camelina sativa (false flax) is the source of this 1130-nucleotide messenger RNA. The record is from RefSeq and is a predicted model, not a curated record. Lineage: Eukaryota; Viridiplantae; Streptophyta; Magnoliopsida; Brassicales; Brassicaceae.